Nezara viridula (southern green stink bug) is the source of this 793-nucleotide messenger RNA. The record is from the annotation of a GenBank genome assembly. NCBI's taxonomy places the organism in Eukaryota, Metazoa, Arthropoda, Insecta, Hemiptera, Pentatomidae.
CAUUAUACACUAAACAGAUUUUAAGUUAGUUUGCCGGUGUUAUCAGGGACUUGUGUUUGUUGUUCUAGUACCUAUCAUUUCUUCAGAAUGGGUGCAGCAUCAACUAGUUCAUCAUUUAUUUGUUCGUCUGUAUCUACUGUAAUACUUUUUUGCAUAAUGCAAAUGCAAAAAUCAUGGUUAUCUUCCUCACAGAUGCAUACAAUACUUGGAGGCUAUCUUGGUUCCUUACUGUUUAUCGUUUUGUUAACUGCUGUUGGAAAUAUGGAAACUUUGGUUUUCGGAGCUCGUUUCCAUACUAGACUAUUUCCAGAAGUGGUCUUGUGCUUGGUUGCAUCUAUGGUGGCAUCUGGUUUGGUGCACCGUGUUUGCUCCACAACUUGUUUCAUUUUUUCAUUAAUUGGUCUCUACUACAUGAACAAACUUGUAAAAUCGGUUGCACCUGUUCAGGCUCCAUCAUCUUCUGUAACAUCAAAAAAGAAGAAGUAAAAUUUUAUAUUGACUGUUUGGUGACAUUAAUAAAAUUAAACUAUCUAUAAGAAUAAAGAUUUCUAUUUAUUUUUAUAUUAUUUUUAUUAUUGUUAAUUUUUUAAUGUGAUUGUUAUCCUCAUUACAUAUUUAUUGUACCAUUAUACAUAAACAAAGGACGCUGAUGUUAUUUUACUACAGUCAAUUCUUGAUAUCAUGAUUUUUGGUAAAUGACAAAUCAGUUUUAGUAAUUGAGCUUCAUUUAUUUAGAAUGGGUAUAUUAGUGUUUUGUUCUGUUAAGCUUUUUACACCAUAGUCUAAUUUUCAC